Hirsutella rhossiliensis is the source of this 285-nucleotide messenger RNA. RefSeq lists its product as uncharacterized. NCBI's taxonomy places the organism in Eukaryota, Fungi, Ascomycota, Sordariomycetes, Hypocreales, Ophiocordycipitaceae. Bases 1 to 285 code for a protein of 94 amino acids. The record is from RefSeq and is a predicted model, not a curated record. The transcript has 3 exons.
AUGGCAAAGAAGUUGGCUUCUUACGGUUGUGUGCAAUCAAGCUAUAACCUGGAAACAAGACUCUUGGACCGGGGCCGAGGCGACAAGGGCGAGCAGCAGCAGCAGCAGAAGCAGCCGCUGUCCGAGGACGACAUUGUGACCGCGUGCCAGGCCGCCAAUGUCGAAUUGGAAAAUGUGGUCAAGCAGACGCUCGACUGGGCCGCCCGCGACGCCGCCGCCGAGCUGGGCUCGCACGACGAGCUCGUCGCCCCGAGGAGGCUGUACUAUCAGGUGGUCCUGAGCUAG